GUGGCCGCACGCGAAAGCAGACCCGGGAGAUGCAAGGUGCCGGGGAGAUGCCGGAGCCCGGACAAACACCGGACCCGGAAGAGGCACUGCUGGCGACCAUCCUGGAAACUAGCGGGACGGGGAUUGUUGAGGACUACAUCUGCAACUCGCUUGUGAAGGAGCAGUGGGACGAGGAGCAGACACGCCGUAUGGAGGAGAUGUACAGGCGCGAGAUGCAGGAGGUGUUGGGCCCGAAACAGCAGGCGUUCGGGGCCGAGGUCGACGCCAGUGGGUCUUCGCAACCACUCCCAGACCCACAGCGAAGUAUGACCUCGCCAAUCGGGCAGAAGCCGAGUGAUGUGGAAGCAGUACCGAUGACGUACAAGGAUGUGAUGUGUUCCAAGUACAAGGUUUUCUGGCAGGCGGCUAUGAAGAAAGAGAUAGAUGGGCACGGCAAGACUGGAACCUUAGCCAAGGUCAAGGAGCUGCCCGAGGAGCGGAAGGCCAUAGGUUCAAAGUGGUUGUUCUCUUGGAAGAAGAAUGAGAAGGGCCUGAUAGUCGACUUCAAGGCCCGUAUGGUUGCGCGGGGUUUCUCUCGAAUUCCCGGCAUCCACUUCCACCACUCAUCCUCAGCGUGCCCGUCUGCAGCGUCUAUCAAGACGGUGAUUGCCGUAGCCACUGAAAAGGGCAAGAAACUCGCUCACUGGGAUGUGAAGCAAGCGUACAUCCACGCUAAGCUAAAAGAAGAAAUAUACCUCAGGUUCCCGGAAGGCUGUGGUAGCAUGUCCGGCAAGGUGGUCAAGGUUGAGCGUGCCCUGUAUGGCCUCAAGCAGAGGGGCCGUGAGUGGGGGGUUGACGCUGCCGAUGCCGUCAUCGAGAAUGGAUACGAGCAGUGCAGGGUUGACCCGUGGGUCUUCCGGAAGGUGGUUGAUAGAUAGGUCGUAGGUCUCAUCGUGAUCUACGUCGACGAC
Ectocarpus sp. CCAP 1310/34 is the source of this 950-nucleotide messenger RNA. NCBI's taxonomy places the organism in Eukaryota, Phaeophyceae, Ectocarpales, Ectocarpaceae. The record is from the annotation of a GenBank genome assembly.